Messenger RNA from Acanthisitta chloris (rifleman), 436 nucleotides. RefSeq names its product 1-acyl-sn-glycerol-3-phosphate acyltransferase gamma-like. The annotation marks the transcript as partial. The transcript has 3 exons. Lineage: Eukaryota; Metazoa; Chordata; Aves; Passeriformes; Acanthisittidae. The record is from RefSeq and is a predicted model, not a curated record. Gene Ontology annotation, cellular component: endomembrane system; endoplasmic reticulum. Gene Ontology annotation, molecular function: 1-acylglycerol-3-phosphate O-acyltransferase activity.
GAGAUUUCCUCUGGAAGAUAUCCCUCAAGAUGAGAAGGAAGCUGCAAACUGGCUUCAUAAGCUUUACCAGGAAAAGGAUGCUUUGCAAGAGAUGUAUAAUCAGGAAGGUGUAUUUCCUGGCAAGCAGUUUAAACCUCCUAGGAGACCAUGGACUCUCCUAAACUUUCUCUUUUGGGCCACAGUUCUCCUUUCUCCUCUCUUCACAUUUGGCUUUGGAGUUUUUGCAAGUGGAUCACCUCUCCUUAUCCUUGCAUUCCUGGGACUUGUUGGAGCAGCUUCCUUUGGAGUUCGUAGACUGAUAGGAGUAACUGAAAUAGAAAAAGGCUCCAGCUAUGGCAACCAGGAAUUCAAGAAAAAGGAAUAACUGACGGCUGCAGUUCAGCACAUGUAACCAGACUGUGGUAUCCGAUUAACUUCAGUUAAAAACCAACAACAA